Messenger RNA from Myotis brandtii (Brandt's bat), 3884 nucleotides. It is a transcript of the gene LRRC69, whose product is annotated as leucine rich repeat containing 69. NCBI's taxonomy places the organism in Eukaryota, Metazoa, Chordata, Mammalia, Chiroptera, Vespertilionidae. The record is from RefSeq and is a predicted model, not a curated record. The transcript is spliced from 10 exons. The coding region runs from base 2563 to 3660 and encodes 365 amino acids. Gene Ontology annotation, molecular function: protein binding.
UUGAGAACCACUGCUUUAGAUAAAAAUCAUUUUAGCUCUAACCUAAAAUUGAAGUAUUUAAAAAAUGGUAGAUGUUAGUUUAAAAGCAGAUAUACUAAUUUCGUUUGCUGUGUAAUGAUAAUACAGUGGAAGUUUCAUAAGCUUUCUUUUGCUUUAACUCAAAAAGUAUGUCAGAAUUCUGGAAUGUGCUAAGUCAAGAAUUUUAUCCACUUAAAUAUGUUUACAACUUGUAUAAAGCAAGACAGAGUGUGUAUAACUAGAGCGAGCAGUAUAGUUUUGUUCAUAUUAUCUGUUUGCCAAAAGAAGAAUAAAAGAUGAAUUCAAUAAACAUUUGUUUAAAUUGUUAUUUGUUAACACCUUUAUAUUAUAGAAAUAGAGAAAACUCAGUUUGUUUUAGAAUUAUAUCCAGCCUAUACUAGUAUAUUGUCCUCACAUAUAAUUGAAAGUAAUACAAUAACAUAUUCUUGCAUUUAAAAGAUUUGGAAUAAUUAUAUUAUGCCCCAAACAGAAUGAGGGAAGUAGUGAAAUAAUAGCCAUUUAAGGCAUGGCUCUUGGAAAUCAGGUUGGAAUUUUGGAUGUUUUAAAAUAAGGUUUACUUAGGCCUUUGGGCAAGUGACUUAGAAUAUUCUCAGACUGGUGGGUGUUGAAAAGACAAACGAAUAAUUAGUGUGCAAGAAUGUGAAGCAGUAAGAAGGAAGUUUGUGCAAAUUAAUGCUGGCACAGAUUUGUUAAUAUAUUGUCUUGGUACAAGUUGUCAUGAACUAGGUAAAGGAGCCGAGAAUUUAAUUAGCAAUUUUAUACUGUUUUUGCUUAUUGAACAAAUGAGAGUGUUUUUUUCUUCCUGUCAAGUAUGUUUUAACAGUUGAUUCUUCUACUUUGUCUUGUUUAAAAUAGUCUCUUUGCAUCUUGUAGAAAUAAUAGAACUCGUGGGGUUUCUAAUACUUUUUUUCAAGGUAAGAUUUAGGAAGCAAACAAAGUUCUUGUCCUUUACCCCAUUGUUUUUCCCUCCUACUUGAAGGCCUUUGAGCUGCCAUUCAAAGUUGAAUAUUUCACCCAGCCUGCUUCAUCUAGCUUACUGUCCUCCUGUCUUCAGCUUAAAUAGCACCUACCUUGGCAAGCUACCCAGAAUCCUGCCACCCAGGUGGGUAGGUACCCCACUUAAUGCAUGUUUCUAGUGACUACUCACUUGAAAUUAGCUAUUGUAUUUAGUUUGUUAUUGUUGCUUAUUAUUGCUGUUAUCUUCUCCUACUCUUUAAAUGCUUAGAAAUAACUUGCUCACUAUUAUAAUAUUCAGCACAUUGCCUGGCCUACAUAUUAAGUGCUUAAUAAAUGUUUGUUGACAGUCUUAAGAUCAGUUGAAAGUAUAUUAUAUGACUAAGGAAUUGUCAUUGGGUUAAUGGACUAUUAGGAGAAGUGAGAGAUACUGACUUAUAAUAGUGCUUCUUCAUAAAAGGGCUGCUUUUUAAUUUACCUUGCCUUUGGGUGAAUUCUUAAAACUUCUGGUCUCUUGUGGAAUGGAAGUCAAGAGAGCUUUCUUUUUUCUUAACUUCUGAUAGUGUGUGACGGUUAAUUUAUACCUCAUGUGUCAGUUAGGACAAUUUGAUUUUAAUGAAUCUGUUAAAUAUAAAGGUCCUUUAAAAUAAGUGUACAUACUAAAAAUAUAUUAAAAAGGUUGUUAAUAUACUUACCAUGAAGUUUAUAGUUGUCUUAUUUCAUUAUAAUUGGUAUGACUGUAUGUCUUAUUGAAACUCACUGCCUUUCUACAAGAUUGCUGAAUAUAUCAAUUCUUUAAACAGGGAUGACUUAUCCUCCUGAUUUUUCUUCUACUAUCACUCUUGUCUUGACAAAAGGAAACACCUAUUAAUGUUUGUAAUCUUAACAAAUACAGUAUCAACAUGGGGAUUAAUGAGAGCCUGAAUGCAUGAGUUUGAUGAGCAAAAAUAACGACCUUGUCUUAACUUACUGUUUUUAAAACGCAUUUCUCCCCCCAUCAAAUCAGAAAGGCUUUACACACCUACCUCAGAGUGUUUCUCCACAGUGACACUAUUGGCUUUGUGAGCUGGGUAAUUCCUUGUUGUGGAGGCUGUCUGCAUAUUAUAAGAUGGCCAACAGCAUUUCUGGUCUGUACCAACUCAGUGCCAGCAGCAGAUGUGAGGGGGGGAUAGCUCCACACAUUGCUAUUCAUUUAACCCUGUGGUUUUGAACUAUUUAUCUUCUUCAACCAGUACCUGUGUUUUAGCCUCCACUACUCCAAUGAAUCUGCUUCUAAAACUAGUACCAGUGACCACUUACCUGUCCUUAUCUUAUUUCUGCUGCAUUUCACAGUAGACUGCUCCUUGGAAUUCUCUGACUUUUCAUAACACACCUUACUGGUUCCUCCUUCUUCGUCUUAGUCUUUGUUCUGGGCUGUGCCUCUUCCUCUUUCUUUCAGGUUGUUACCCUUGAUCAUCUUUUCCUCACUCUACACCAGAGCUUCCCAAUGAGAGGACUGAGUGUGUCCCAGAGGUGUAUUUUACUUGGACCAUUAAGUGAUUUAAAGAAAAAAAGAAGCUUCAAAAAACUAUGUGUGAUGUAUAUGCAUCUGUGCAUGUCUUCAUGGAAGAAAGGUUGUUCCUUAGAGCAGUAAAGGGUGGUAAAAACACUAAGAUCAUUACCUUGAAUGGGAAGAAGAUGACAAAGAUACCCUCUACAAUAGGAAACCUGCCUGGCCUGAAGGUUCUAAACCUUCAGAAAAACCUAGUCUCCAGGGUGUGCUCAGAGUUAAGCACCUUGACCCAGUUGACAGUACUAAAUCUGGGAAACAACCUUUUAGAAGAAGUUCCAGAAGAGGUGAAAUACCUCACAUCCCUGAAGAAUCUCCAUUUAUUUGGGAAUAGAAUUAAUAGAUUUGCUUCUGGAGCAUGUGAUGGCUUGAAAAAUUUGAUCCUACUUAAUCUGAACAACAAUCAGCUCACAUUUAUUCCUAAAGAAGUCAGCAGAUUAGAAAGCCUUAUAUAUUUGAGUAUAAAUCAUAACCAGCUAACCAGUAUUCCUAGAGAACUUUGUUUUCUUAAGAAUCUUUCUGAACUUCAACUUAACUACAAUCAGAUCAUUUGCAUACCUGAAGAGAUUAAGUUCUUGAAGAGGCUCCAGAAACUUCUUCUGGCCAGAAACAACAUUGAAAUUUUGCCAGAGGUAUUGUGUCAUCUUACAAACCUAAGAAUCCUAGACAUAGCUGGAAAUGUCAUUCAGAUAUUUCCAACAGGAUUUCAGCAUCUGAAGCUGAAGGAAUUCUACUGUGAGGGAAACCCGCUGUUCCUGAUGCAGCCUGUUAGUGCUGUCAAGCAGCUGGACGUCCUGAGCCUACAGGAAAUAACAUCAAGAUUUGUAGUGAAUGAGCUGACAGAAAGGAAUCCUUUCCUAAUGGAAGCCAUAGAAUGGUACCCAGAGGUUUGGGACAUAAUCUCUAAGGGAAGAAAAUGUGCAAUAUGUGGAAAGGCAUUUUUAGGCAUAUGGAUAGAAUGUGUUGAAUUUGUUUCUCCAUCAAAGAACUGGAAGACAAGCAAAAAUCUAAAGCUGGUACCUCUUCGAACAUUAAUUUGUUCUUACCAAUGUUUUAAUCUACGUGGCCCUAACCAGUUUGGAAUUGCUCAAGUGCAGAGCAGUGAGAAGCUCAUUUAGAGCCUCAGGGGAGUUGCCCUGUCAGCUCUGCACACAGAGUCAGAUUGUACCCUAAUUAUGAUAUCAUGCUGUGUCUCUUUGUCAAUACAUUAAACCAGAGGAAGAAAAACAAUUCCUUUUAAACAUCCCAAUAUAAGCAUUACAGCCUGCCUACAUUAUUUAGAUUCUAGAUGUGCUGUUUCUUCUUUGACUUAAAAACAAAAUAAUAAAUGGAAUAACUACAA